CGAGAAGGUACAAAAUUUGAAAUUUCCGAAUAAAAUUUCUAGAGAGAGAACGUAGAUUUGUUUUGAAAAAGAAUAUUUUGGCAGAUUUUCCAUUCAUUACAUUGAUUGAUCAUUCAUAAAUCUAAGCGUGGUGUUGAGAUUUCCUUGUUUUCUUCAUUGUAUUUCAUCUUUUUUCUGAACUUGAUCAUCAUCAUCAUCGACAGCGGAUAAAUUUCCAUUUGUUUCUGUUUUGGGUUUUCCCGUAAUCGAUCGAAAUCUGAUAUCAGAUUUUGUUAGUAUCUGGAUUUUUGAUUGAAAGUUUUUAACUUAAUUUUAGGCGUUGAUUGGUUUUUGGCGAAGAACACACGGAACAGAGAAAAACACUUUGCAAACAAUUUGUUUCUAUACGUUUUAUCUUUCGGAUAAUAGAUUUUGGUAUGCCGGAAAAUCGGCGUGUUCAGAGGAACAAUUCUUCCAUCUCCAAUUCUUCGUUGAAUCAUAACAUUGAAGAAGCUAUAAGGCGAUUGAGAAUUCACUCAGAUGGGAAAGAAGAUGAAACUGAUUCAACAGUGUAUCCAGAUCGACCUGGAGAACCCGAUUGCAUAUAUUAUUUAAGAACUGGAGCGUGUGGCUAUGGUGAUAACUGUAGGUUUAAUCAUCCAACUUACAAUGCUCAGAUGAAUCAUCAUGGAGGUGACCUCCCAGAAAGAAUUGGAGAGCCAGAUUGUGUUUAUUUUUUGAAGACGGGUACUUGCAAAUACGGAUCGACAUGCAAAUACAAUCACCCCCGUGAUAGGCGUGGUUUAGGACCGGUUGUGUUAAACAUGGUCGGGCUACCUAUGCGACAGGACCAAAAAUCAUGCUCUCAUUAUCUACGAACCGGAUCAUGUAAAUUUGGAGUCACAUGCAAGUUCCACCACCCACAACCACCGUUAGAACCAACAUCCCACGGCGGUGGUCCACCACCGUGGCCAUAUCCGACCCCCCAAACUUACUUUCCGGUCAUGCUGCCGCCCUCUACCGCCACCCAUGGGUGGAGCCCGGUUGGCCUUCCAUUAAGACCCGGUCAACCCGUGUGUUCGUAUUAUAGUCUUUAUGGGAUUUGCAAAUACGGGCCGGGUUGUAAAUAUGAUCACCCUGUGAUGGUAUAUUCAUACAAUUACCCCAUGGGGAUGAAUAUGAUGACAUCAUCAGUCCUCCCAUACGCAACAAGUAAUGGAAAGUUAUCUACAAAUGAUUCUUCUCAAUCUCAUUCUGAUUAAAAGUUGGAAUAUCGUUUUGUUAUUUGUGUUUUUGUUUUUGUCGAAAAAAACUACACUUUAUCACUAUUGUUUAUACUUUAUAUACCUUUCGAUAUAAAUUAUUUACAAUUUGUUGGA
Molecule: messenger RNA, 1358 nt
Organism: Lactuca sativa (garden lettuce)
Lineage: Eukaryota; Viridiplantae; Streptophyta; Magnoliopsida; Asterales; Asteraceae
Product: zinc finger CCCH domain-containing protein 3
Molecular function (GO): metal ion binding; mRNA binding
Source: RefSeq, a predicted model, not a curated record